CGAAACGCUUUAGAGCGUCGGCUCUUGGGUAAUGUUUAAAACAGGUGGGAACACAACAUUUAAAACAAAAAAGUUUGAGGGAGCGAGCACACCAACAUCGCGCAGAGUUCUUCGAGCUGCGGUGGAUCAUAUCCGGAGCUUGUUGGACUCGGUUCUCCCUUCACAGAACCAUAAACUAUGGAUGCUUUGAAGUCGGCUGGCAGGGCUAUUAUUCGAAGUCCGAGUCUUGCGAAACAGUCAUGGAGUGCAGGCAAACACAAAAAGCUCCCAGAGAACUGGACAGACACCCGGGAGACGCUUGUGGAGGGCAUGACCUUCAACCUGAAGUACCUGGGCGUGACGCUGGUGGAGCAGCCCAAGGGCGAGGAGCUGUCUGCUGCUGCAGUCAAGAGGAUUGUUGCCACAGCCAAAGCCAGUGGAAAGAAGCUCCAGAAGGUGACCUUAAAUGUAUCCCCCCGGGGCAUUAUCCUGUAUGACAGCUUGUCCAACCAGGUGAUCGAGAACAUAUCAAUAUACAGGAUAUCGUACUGCACGGCCGACAAGAUGCACGACAAGGUAUUCGCCUACAUCGCCCAGAGCCAGCAGAACGAGACGCUGCAGUGCCACGCGUACCUCUGUACCAAGAGGAAAGUGGCGCAGGCUGUGACUCUAACUGUGGCGCAAGCCUUCCGAGUGGCCUUUGAGUUCUGGCAAGUCGCCAAAGAAGAGAAGGAGAAGUGGGUGAAGUCUGGUUCUGAUGGUGAAGUGACCAGCAGCUCCCAGUCCGAGAGGUCUGCGAGCAUAGCCAGCCUCAAAGGAGGGGAAGUCGCUACGGGGAACCUGUUGGAUUUGGACGAGGGUGCCAUCGCCGGGCUUGCCAGCCUGCGCGAGGAUUCCGGCCAUCUGGACGAUGCCUUUGUGGCACAGUGCCAUCAUGCAGAAAACAACAAUACCAUAUGGGAACUCGAUGAUGGUUUGGACGAAGCCUUUUCCAGGCUCGCUGAAUCUCGUACUAACCCCCAAGUCCUGGACAUUGGGGUGACGCCUCAGGACUUAAACGCCAACGAGUGCCUGCUGUCUCCUAGCGACUGGGAGAACGCCAACGCCGCCAACGGAGAGGACCUGUUCCGGCUGUGAGUGCAGUGACCCCCCCGGCCGCGGCGGGAGGGGGAGGCGCGCAGCCGGUGCUCCCUGGAGGGCCCACUGCCAGCUCCCCGUGGGCUCUAGCUGGGAGGACCACUGACCCGGCCCAGAUCACUGAUGUGUGCUGUCUGUUUCCGCAACGCCUUCACCAGAGCAAUAAUAAACUAUUCAAACCAGU
Messenger RNA from Anguilla rostrata (American eel), 1300 nucleotides. Its product is annotated as low density lipoprotein receptor adapter protein 1-B-like. The coding region runs from base 178 to 1116 and encodes 312 amino acids. The record is from RefSeq and is a predicted model, not a curated record. NCBI's taxonomy places the organism in Eukaryota, Metazoa, Chordata, Actinopteri, Anguilliformes, Anguillidae. The transcript has 9 exons.